Messenger RNA from Pogonomyrmex barbatus (red harvester ant), 3017 nucleotides. RefSeq names its product transcription factor AP-2 (gene TfAP-2). Gene Ontology annotation, biological process: regulation of cell population proliferation; regulation of transcription by RNA polymerase II; anatomical structure development. Lineage: Eukaryota; Metazoa; Arthropoda; Insecta; Hymenoptera; Formicidae. Gene Ontology annotation, molecular function: RNA polymerase II transcription regulatory region sequence-specific DNA binding; DNA-binding transcription factor activity, RNA polymerase II-specific. Gene Ontology annotation, cellular component: nucleus. The record is from RefSeq and is a predicted model, not a curated record.
UUUCUAUAAUCCUUUCGCUUCCCGCCUUCCGCCAACCCUUUUUCCGCUUUCGAAAAUACUCCAACCUCGCUGAGUAGAAACGGUGGUGUCCUCCGUUGUGUGACUUGAUGUGCCCGUCUCGACGUGGUGUGCAGUGUAUCGUUUCGCGCGCGAAUGCGACGGCCGCCGCGAAAGCGAGUGUAGCACGCGGGGGUGCGCGACGACCGGACGGGGUGCAGCUUGCGUUGUGUCAUGUGUACGACGAGGAAGGAUCCGAGUUGAGGUGGCCCCCGAGACGCGCGAAUUUCCACGCGGAGAGUGCCGUUCGUGCAUCGUCGUUGACCCACGGAGCCGGCAAACUGGAGAUUCUGGGGAUGUUCCCGCCGCGCACGGAGGCGCCGACAGCCGACAAGCUGACGUUCUACGCGCCCCACGUCGACAUGGCCACGGUCAUCGAGGUCGAGGACCGUCUGACUGGUCAUGGGGGCAUCUCCUCGCUGGGCGGCGGGAACUCGUCGCCCUAUUCCGGUGCCCAUCACCAUGGACAUCGGGGAAAUGGAAACGGGGGCGGCAUGCCCCACCACGGGGGCGCUUCGCUGCCGACCGCCUCCGACUUCCAACCCCCUUACUUUCCGCCCCCGUUUCCCUCGCAUCACCACGCGCCCGCUAGCCCCCAGCAUCCCGGUCUCGGCCAACCGCAACACCUGGAUUACCUCGUCGGCGAUCCUUAUACGCAAACGCUCAACACGCUGCAUCAGCACCACUACAAUCACCUGAGCGCCGCCGUUACCGCGGGCCAAAGGAGCGGCGAUCUCAGGAGAGACGCCGAGGGGAUUCACGUGACGAACAUGCACGCGUCGUUCCCGUACGACGGUGGACGCAGUAGUGGCGGAGGCGGUGGUGGCGGAGGCGGCGGCGGUGGCGGCGGUGGCGGCGGCGGCGGCGGUGGAAGGGGCGUCGAGUAUGGCGCCGUACGCCGUCCUGACGCCCUCCUACCGCCUCCGGGUCUCGACCAGACCGAUCUCGUUCUGCACAGCAGCCUCGUUGACGACCCCCAGGUGAGCGACGAUAAUACAAAUGUGGAUGACGGAGGGUUCAUGAACGACCUGCCAUUAUUAAAAAAUAUGAAACCUUCGGACAGGAGCGAGAAGGCUAUGUUGACCGGAAACGCGCAACCGUCGGACGUAUUCUGUUCGGUCCCAGGACGAUUAUCGUUACUAAGCAGCACCAGCAAGUACAAAGUUACGGUAGCGGAGGUACAAAGACGAUUAUCGCCACCGGAAUGUUUGAACGCGAGUCUUCUCGGUGGCGUGUUACGAAGGGCGAAAUCCAAAAAUGGCGGGCGUCUGCUUAGGGAAAAACUGGAAAAAAUUGGUUUGAAUCUGCCAGCCGGUAGAAGGAAGGCCGCCAACGUCACGCUCUUAACAUCCUUAGUGGAAGGAGAAGCCAUUCACCUUGCCAGGGACUUCGGCUACGUUUGCGAAACCGAAUUCCCCGCGAAGCAAGUCGCCGAGUACCUCAGUCGGCAGCAUUGCGAACCGCAAGACUCCUACAGGAGGAAAGAACUUCUUCAUGCCACCAAACAAAUCACCAAAGAGCUGAUGGAUCUUCUGAACCAGGACAGAUCGCCGCUCUGCAAUACGCGGCCGCAACACAUUCUCGAUCCCAGUAUACAGAGACAUCUCACCCAUUUUUCUCUCAUAUCACACGGAUUCGGAAGUCCUGCGAUUGUAGCCGCUUUGACGGCUAUACAGAAGUUCCUAAGCGAGUCUUUGAAUCAUCUAGAGAAGAUGUAUCCCGGGAACGGCAGCGGCGUGACGAGCAGUCAACAGUCGAAUCUCGACACGAAUAAGAGCAAGGACGGCACGCUGAUGAACGACAUGAAGAAGUGACGCACGGAAGACCCGCCUACCUCGAACGUGGUCACGUCUAUCAGGCACUCCUGGCCGUACAAUUGAGCUUCCGUGCGUUCAUCGCUCUUCCGGAAAGCUCGCAGUGAACCACUAGGAAACGCGUACACCCGGAUAUACGUCGGAUACACGCUGUUGGCACUCGCGUGUGACGUGCCGCGUGCCCAUCGUACGCCGAGGUUGGCUGGUCGUAAGCUUCCGUUAGGCAAUUUGAACUGUGCGUGAUACGUGCGAAAAUGUGCAAUCAGGGAUAGUCGACGUAAACGAGAGAGAAAGAGAAAUUCUCGUAAAUUUCGUAAGCGGAGCCCCUGGGAAGUCGAGUACCGAGGGGCUCGAUUGUUUGUCGCUGGUCGCCUUUGGUACAGAUUCCAUUCGUUUUUGUAUAUUAUCGUGAAAAGGUGUCUAAGAAUGUCUCAUAGACACCUGCCUACGAUAAGUUUUCAAGAUCUUCCUUUGUCAGCUCGCGAGGCUGCGCGAAAAUAUCGUUGUCGAUACGAUCUUAUGAAAAAAUGGAGGAAACGUUUUUGUAAGCAAUGAAUGUAAUUUAUUUCUCCUAAAUAUGUAACAUGUUAGAACAAAAUAAGUUAGAUUCAUGCAUCUUACGGACGUCCAAUAGAUAUUCUAAAAAAUAUAUAUAUAUAUACGUCCUAUAAAAUGUAUUUAAUGAAUUUUUAUAAAUGUUUUUGUGAUUUUCAAUUUCUUUCCUUAAUUAAAGAUCACUGUGCGUUAUCAAAGUUUUAAUAUAAUUUUCGUUAAUCUUCUUAUAACACAAAUAUGAAAAAAGUAAGCAACUAUGUUAGUAAGUAUUACAAAAUAUGAAAAAUGAAAAUGUCUGAGAAUAUCUAUUGGAUAUUUGUGUUAUAUGGAAAUAUAUUAAGGCUAGAUGCCUGUAGAUAUCUUUUGCAUCUAGGUUUCUUCCAAAAAAAUUGUUCCAAAAAUUUUAACUAGUUUAGAUAAAUUGUAUCUAGUUAUCUUAUAUGUGAAACAAUCUUAUAUGCGAACAUUAAAAACAUAUAUUUAUCAUUUUUUAAAAGAAGAAUUCCGGGAUAUCAAAACGAUAAAAGAUAUGCAGCUAAAUGCAAUCAUUUAUGCAAUUCAUCCUUUAUCCCACCGAUGAUUCACUACAAA